GCUUUCAACUCCAGAUCUUUGACCCGCGUGGUGCUAGAACUAUAAAGGUCCUUGCGCAACACGCCUCCACUUUGACUAACCAUGCCCACCCAGGCGGUCGAUGUCCCUUUCACAAGCGAACUUUUCUACCAACUUUCAUCCAUCGAGAUGUACGGUCAGGAAAAGCCCGUCCUCGUGCUGAGCAUAGACGAAGCCUAUAUGAAAGACUUACGUGCCGACGAUCAUCCUAUCAAGGGCUCCACAGAUAACUGCACUAUUUACAAGGCCAAACUCCUCGAACGCGAUGCGAUAAUUAAUGGUACGGCAAAUCCACUAACAGUUGCCGUCAAAUGGGCUCGCGGAGACAGUGGUCUUGAACGCCUUAGGUGGGAACACCUCCUAUACAGCAACAACCUAUCCAACAUUCAAGGUUUAUUUGUCCCGAAGUGUUAUGGUCUCUUCGCAUCCCAAAGUGAAGGCGUUACGAUCUCAUGUCUUGUGCUUGACUGGUGUCAGAAAGCUCCAGGUGCCGAUUCUAUCAUGAUGGAUUUGACGGAGUACAAUGUCAAGGCUUUAGCUGCUGUUCGUUAUGUGCACAGCUGUGGUGUUCUUCUUGGCAACAUGAGACAAAGUAAUUUCAUGCUAAGUGCAAAUAGCGAGAUUCACAUAAUUAGUUUCUCGCGUGCUGAACACCACACUUGUCUGGGAGAGGGGCAUUGUGCACAGUUGCAGCAAGUGGACAGAAUAUUUCGUCCACGGCCAGGAAAGUGGCAGCCUGACUUUUCGGCUCCAUAUAGAUGACUCGAUAAACUGCACUUCUAUGUUCUGUAUCUAAAAUAGAAAUGUCUUUCACAUGUCUUGUUGUACAUUCUUUCGCGUAAUGAAUAUUGAUUCUCCAG
This is a messenger RNA of Somion occarium, 878 nucleotides long. The record is from the annotation of a GenBank genome assembly. NCBI's taxonomy places the organism in Eukaryota, Fungi, Basidiomycota, Agaricomycetes, Polyporales, Cerrenaceae.